AAACGACUCACGCAGCAAUUUUUCACAUUUCUUUACUUCUUCUUUUUAUCUCCUCACUUUUACUCUUGACUUACAAUUGCGUUUGAUGGCCGCAAUUUCUCUUGAUCGCAGGAUUGUUAAAGAGGGGGCUUUUGCUCACAGUUUGCCGCGUGGUACCCUCAGGCAAGACACCGCAUCGAAGAGCCAGUUCUGUGUUUGCCCCUCUUGUAAGGGGAAGAUGAUUCUGCCCGAAGACUACUCAGUCUUCGACAUCUUGAAUGUUUUCAGGUGUCGUCUCUUCAUCUCCCGAUCAGAUUUGGUCGGGCACACAGUUAUGGCUACAAAGUCAGAGAUGGGGCAGUUUACCUGGUUGACUCUUCGGCCAGUUUACCAUUCCAUGGUUGUAAAAACCGCCCUGUGUACACUUUUUGGGGACCAUUACUAUCCCCGCUUGGUCGAUAAGAUCAAGUCUGUUUUAUUUGUAUAUCUUCUCGAAGUAGCGAAUGAGGAGGCACCUGAUGCCUUCUUUGCCCUUGAGAAAGGCAGCACGACUCACAACCGUGCCAAUCGUGAAAAGAAAAGGCUUGCUCGUAAGCACUCGAGAGCAGCUAAGAGAGAACGUACGCGCAUUUUGGAGAAGGGUGGGCAUGUGGCGGUCGCGCUUCGGCGUGAUCCGACAGUGGACCCGUUGGCCUGCCCCUCCUGUGCGAAGACAUUCAGAUCUCGAAAGCAGCUUAAGAAACAUACUUGCAAGAAGUCAGCUGAGGAUCCACCCUCUGCUGCAAACAUUGACUCAACAGAAGGACCUGCGGUAACUGUCCCGUCGCAGGAUGUCAGUGUGGCUGUUGAAGCUGAGAGUUCUGGUUCCGUCCCGGUUCUCGCUAUUCCUCAGGUUCCAGAGGGACCCGUUCGGCAGGAGGCUCUUGAGAGCCACACUGCACCACACUUCGCUGUGUGGGCUCGGGAGAAUGGAGUGCCCAGGGUAUGUGAGGAUUGUGAAGCCAAUGCUGUGUCGGUCGUCUUGCAUGGUAAUUACGAGACGGCCUGCUACCUGAAGUGUUUCUUGCAUGACAGGGGCCGCGGUUCGCGCUGGGGUUCCGAUUAUGAUUGGUAG
Messenger RNA from Suillus discolor, 1093 nucleotides. RefSeq lists its product as uncharacterized. Lineage: Eukaryota; Fungi; Basidiomycota; Agaricomycetes; Boletales; Suillaceae. Bases 86 to 1093 code for a protein of 335 amino acids. The record is from RefSeq and is a predicted model, not a curated record. The transcript has a single exon.